AUGUUCAUUGACCUCACACAGGACUCGGAUCCAGAGGAUCGGCCCAGGAAUGCAAAUCCGCUUUUCUCGAAUCUUGCGCACAGGACACUUUCAGUUUCCUCUCGUGUUCCUCUCAAGAGAAAGUCAGAUAUAGAUUCAGAGACAACUUCAGUUUCUUCUUUCAACUCUACAUUUCCACAGCUCGGCGCAGAUGACUACAAUAGCCUUGUGCAGUCAUUCAAGCAGAAGCCUCAGCGGGCUCAUUUGAAGACCCCAAGCCCAGCCCCCAGGACUAAGAUUGAGGAAGACAUCAGCGUUGUCAUCCCCUCCCCAUCAGCACAGCUUAAGAGCGAAAUUGAGUCUGCUAAGCUGAUAACAGACGCUGUGUUGACCGGUGUCUCAGAAAAAUACUAUCCAACAGAUGUCCAUGAGAGGCGAGCUACACGCGGGGCUUACCCAGCUGCAAGAAAGACAAACCGAGCAGGUGUCUCUUUAGCCAUCGGAAAUCCUGGACCUUUCCUUACUGCGAAAAGCAGACGUCCUGUUGUAGAUCUCCUAUGUGAGAGUCUGAGGAAGAAACUCGCCUCGAUCAAGGGACCUUCUGUGACUGUUGCCGCCGGGGAUGAGAAGGCUCUGGCCGAGAAUACCGCGGGCUUUGAAUUCAUUAAUGAGUACAAACUCCGGGACGGCGUAACUCCCAUCAGCCCAGAGUUCAAUGCAGGUUGCUCCUGCGAUGUCGUCUGUGAUCCAGCACGGUGCGGCUGCUUGACUCAGGAGGAAGAUUCUGAUGCGCGAAUCAUUCCUUACAGACGCGCUGCCGAUAAUGGGUCUCUUUUGGUACUUUCUCCGGAAUUCAUGGCUCGUACUUCGAUGAUAUAUGAGUGUAAUUCGCUAUGCGGGUGUGGUGAAAAGUGUUGGAAUAGUGUUAUAGAACAGGGUAGGACCGUCUGCUUGGAGAUUUUCAACACCGGUAAUCGUGGCUUUGGCCUCCGCUCCCCGAACUACAUCCGCGCGGGUCAAUUCAUAGACCUCUACCUGGGGGAGGUCAUAACCCUAGAAAAGUCCGAGCAGCGCGAGAAGAUCGCCAACACCCGCGGCGCCCCAUCGUACCUAUUUACUCUCGACUUUCUCGUCGAUGAUGAAAAUAGCUAUGUUGUUGAUGGGUGCAACUAUGGCGCCGCUACCCGCUUCAUCAAUCACUCUUGCAACCCUAACUGUCGCAUGUUUGCUGUCUCCCGCACACAUGGCGAUGAGUAUCUCUACGAUUUGGCCUUCUUUGCACUAAGAGAUCUCGCACCCUACACCGAGCUCACCUUCGACUAUAAUCCAAGCAUGGAAAGAGUCGAUGCCCCAGAUCCCAACGCGGUACCUUGUCUUUGUGGCGAGAAGAAUUGCCGUGGGCAGCUAUGGGCUAAUGAGCGGAAGAAGACGAGAUAA
Messenger RNA from Aspergillus versicolor CBS 583.65, 1416 nucleotides. RefSeq names its product histone-lysine N-methyltransferase Clr4 (gene clrD). Lineage: Eukaryota; Fungi; Ascomycota; Eurotiomycetes; Eurotiales; Aspergillaceae. Gene Ontology annotation, cellular component: nucleus. Bases 1 to 1416 code for a protein of 471 amino acids. Gene Ontology annotation, molecular function: zinc ion binding; histone methyltransferase activity; protein binding. The transcript has 3 exons. The record is from RefSeq and is a predicted model, not a curated record.